AUGUCCACCCAACCCGCCACCUCAACCCGAAAACCCCACAUCCUCAUUUCCGGCGCCAGCAUCGCCGGUCCCGUUCUCGCCUACUGGCUCAACCGCGCCUCCAUCACCACCACCAUUAUCGAACGAUCUCCCGCUCUCCGUUCCGCCGGUCAAGGAGUCGAUAUUCGGGGUCCCGCUCGUACAGUCAUAUCACGCAUGGGACUCGAAUCUACCAUCCGCUCAAAGGUAACCCAUGAGCUGGGUCUUCAAUUUGUGGAUAAGAAUGGUACUCCCCGAGCUACUUUUCCCGUGGCGGAAAAUGGAAAUUCCUUCACGAGUGAUAUUGAAAUUAUCCGCGGAGAUUUGGCAGAGAUUUUUUAUAAUAGUACAAAGGAAACGUGUGAGUAUAUUUGGGAUGAUCACGUUACGAAACUGGAAGAGAUAGAUGAGGGAGUUCUCGUUACGUUUGCGAAAGGGAAACAGAGGAUCUUUGACCUGGUGGUGGGCGCAGAUGGAAUGCGUUCGAAAACUAGACGACUGGUUAUUCCGCUUCCAAACGACGGGUUGAAAUCGUUGUAUCAAUAUACCUCAUAUUUCACCAUCCCCAAACAACCCCAUGAUGAUGCAUGGGGUAAGUGGUAUAAUGCUUCUCGUGGACGCUUGAUAUUGAUGCGUCCGGAUAAUAUACAUGAGAGUACGACUACACGCGUCUAUCUCAGUAUUACCGAUCCUUCCAAAACGUGCAAGUUGGUCAAGUAUCUUGAAAUGUCACCCGAAGAACAAAAACGUGCGUGGAGAGAAGAAAUGUCUGAUAUGGGAUGGGAGAUUGAGAGAAUUGUAGAAGGAAUGGAUCAAGCACCAGAUUACUAUAUGCAAGAAAUCGCGCAGGUAAAUCCUCCUCAAUUCUACAAAGGGAAAGUGGCACUAGUAGGAGAUGCGGGUUAUUGUCCCUCCCCUAUCUCGGGAAUGGGCACUAGUGCGGCGAUUCUAGGUGCGUAUUAUCUUGCGGGAGAACUGGGAGCUUGUCAGGGGAAUUGGGAAGAGGGAUUGAAAAAUUAUGAAGAGAGGAUGAGACCGUUUGUGGAAGGCGUACAGAAACUUGCGCCAGGGGCUCCGGGGAUUAUGAAUCCGCAGACGAACUGGGGAAUUGCGAUUUUGUAUAGGAUUUUGGGUUUGGCGUCUUGGACGGGGGUGGCGGGCUGGGUGUUGGGUUUACUUCCGAAUGGUGAUGAGAGCUUGGUGCAGUAUGAGUGGAGCGAUGGGGGUAGUGAAUGCGCUUAG
Botrytis porri is the source of this 1260-nucleotide messenger RNA. RefSeq lists its product as uncharacterized. Gene Ontology annotation, molecular function: FAD binding. The transcript has a single exon. Lineage: Eukaryota; Fungi; Ascomycota; Leotiomycetes; Helotiales; Sclerotiniaceae. Bases 1 to 1260 code for a protein of 419 amino acids. The record is from RefSeq and is a predicted model, not a curated record.